This is a messenger RNA of Cryptococcus wingfieldii CBS 7118, 2823 nucleotides long. RefSeq lists its product as hypothetical. NCBI's taxonomy places the organism in Eukaryota, Fungi, Basidiomycota, Tremellomycetes, Tremellales, Cryptococcaceae. The coding region runs from base 1 to 2823 and encodes 940 amino acids. The transcript is spliced from 11 exons. Gene Ontology annotation, cellular component: Sin3-type complex. The record is from RefSeq and is a predicted model, not a curated record.
AUGUCACACGUCCUCUCGCCACCAGCUCUCUCCCAAGCAUCCCACAACCCCUCCACCGUCACUCCCUACCCAUCCCCAUCGCCCUUCUCGCCCAUCUCCCCAGCCGAGACUCGGCAGCAGCAGCAGGCAAAUAGCCUACUUGUACCGACAGAUCGAGAAAUAGAUGAGCUGGAAACAAAGUGGCUCCCAAAUCUAGGAAGACUUAGGGUAGAAAGAGAGGUGGUAUUGAAGGGAUAUGCGCUGUAUAGUCUCAGAAACUGGUCAGUCAUAUCCGCAUACCUUCUGGUCCCCUCCUUAGAAUUGUCAGAGCAAGAAGGGGCUCGCGAAAUUGCCAAUGCUGUACAGGUCCUAGCAGCUGAGACCCGCUCCCAGCCACGCAAAACUGAGCUGGGCACUUUGUUGGUGACGACUCCUUCCGCAUUCGGUCCAGACAUAAACCCAGUUCCAGGUGGCGACUUUCGGAUAGCCAAGCCUUAUAUUAUUGUCAAUACAGGCCUGCGUCGACUAGGAUGCGGUGGUCGCGCGAUCUUGGGGCUCGAGUCGCCCAUACCAGCUUUACGAAGAAAGUUUCAUGAUCUCUACAGGAUUCCCACUCUCUCCCCCCAGCCAACACAAGCUACCGCCUCCUCGCCAACUCGAUCAAUGUCCAUCUCCGGCUCGCCACAACGCCAUCGCCAACUGGCCUCUCCUACAAGCCCCAUACCCAACGGCGACGGACCGGCGCACGAUGCGAUCAGCUCUGAUCCAUUCAUGUACCUCAUUGUCGAGCUGGUCAAAGUGAUACAGGCGGCCCUGGCGUUGUGGGGUAUGUUUGAGGAUGUGGGAGAAGAUGCGCAUGGGCGGGCGGUAGGGCCAGGUAUGGAGAUUGAUGGACUCUUCUGUGACGAGACGAAGGGGGCUAUAUUCAGGUGGCGAAGAUCUAUGGGCAUGGAGCACGAAGAGAGCUUGAAGAUUGAGAAAGAGACUUCAGGCGGUUGCAUCGACCCAAAGACCCUGACCGCCCUCCUAAGCUCAAUCACAAGCCUCCACUACCAGCUCGAGGUCCUUGAUGUUGAACGGCUCCCCAAGGAUCCAUUCACGAGCAUUCGCCGCACGCUCAAAACGUGGCUGAAUUUUCAGACCAUGAUGAAGUCGCCUCUUCCCUCUCCUUUUCUGACUGUUCCGUCUGUCCGCGCAUUGUUCCAGCAUUAUCUUCUGGACAGACGUCAUACGGGGGACUCUUUACGCGUACAACGAUUGUUGUCAGAAGUCGCCCAUACUGCCAGCAGUCUCUCGGCAAACCUCAAAGGUGUUGGGGAAGAUCCUUCUCUCCGACGUCGGGAGCACCAUCUACGCCAUCGCAUGGAUGAGCAAGACCUUUGGGAUCCCGGCGUGCUCAUGAUUAUCCCCGAAGGCGACGUAGGCUCGGUGGCUCCGCCGGACGUCAUCACUAGCGAUCUUGAAGCCUACGUGAAAGGUGUUCUGAGGAGCCGAGAGAAGGAUUGGGAUGUCAUGGGCGCUAGACGCCUUGCGGACCUAUGGAAUGGUACCUUUGGGGCAUCGGUGGAGGGGCGAAAACGAAGGCGGGGAAGCGUGAGCAUGGGUCUUGCCGGGGGCAGAGAGAGGCACGUCUUGAGGAAGAGGACGACCAGCAGGGAUGACACUAUUCGAGAGGAGGAAGGCGAUUUGCGAGGAACAUUCAAAGAGUUAUCGGGGAGAGCAGGACAGGCUCUCAGAGACGGACUUGGCAUCAUGUCCCGGAAGGGCCAUGCUUAUGAAACGUCAGAUUCUGAGACUGGCGCGGGGCCAGGUCCAAGUACGUUGCGCGCGUCUCUGCUGAAGAAGAAGCAAGCUGCCGUGCCGGUGCUCAUCGAGCCAGGGGUCGUUGACAACGACGCUCAUCCUGACCUCCAAUCUACUUCACCAUCCCCUUCCAAGUCCCAUCGCCAUCUCAACGCCCCAGGGAUGAACUUUCCCACCUUACCCUCAUUUCUAAAUACAGCAUCGAGAACCAACAGUCGUGCGCCGAACGCUCGUCCUCCCACGAUCAACAUUCCCUCGGGUAACGAGUCUGAUGUGUGGUCUAGGGCGGACUACAAUCAGGGAAGGAGCCCAGGGGAAGAACAGUCUGAUUUGGACUGGGGCCAGGCCGGAGGCAACAAACGUGCGAGCUUUGUUAGCUCUUCUGGUGCUAACGCUGCAGGUGCUGGUACUUCUCAGGUAUCUGACCGAGCUGUGGCUUGGAGGAACAAGGGCCGGUCAACAGUCAUGUUGAGGUCGAGCAGCGAUGGCGCCGAUGUGGUAUUGGAUGAUAGUGGGAUGGAAUGGGAGGUGAUGAACCCUCGGGGCACUGGAAAAAGAGGCGAUGCCUCUCCUAGACACUCAUUCGACAAUUUCGAAGAACUUGAAGGGGUUCGGAUGCUAUCAGCCCAGCAUCUGCAAGUCGACGUUGAGAUGUGCUCUGUGGUCCUCGAACUUCGUUUGAAAGAGCGCAUAUUGUCGCAAAAGGUCAAAGAUGCCAAAAUGCUAGAAAAGGCACUCUUCACUGGAGCGACACAGUUCGUCGAGUCGGCCAAUGCCCGCCGUCGGCAGGUCGACGCUCUAAUGGCGCAAUCUGCUGCCUUGGUAAGCAGUCUCAGAAGCCUCGAGACAGAUGAGGACCCCGAAGAGGAGUUGCCAUACGACAGAUUCCACUACUACUUGAGCGAAGAGACUCAUCGGCCAGAAUUGUUGGAUGAUCUGGGAAGGUUGAAGGAGAUGUGGGAGCAGGUGAGGAAGGAGGGCGAAGAUAGAAGGAAGAGCGUGGAGCAGGAGGGUCAUAGAAAGGGUUGGUGGUUUUGGUAG